AUGUCUGAACACAUUACAUCAAUUGAAAAAGUUAUCCCACAUUUUCAAAAGAAUGGAUUUGUCAUAGUGAUGGACGAUGUAGAACGAGAAAAUGAAGGUGAUUUGAUUAUUGCUGCUGCUAAUAUAACUACUGAACAGAUGGCUUUCCUGAUCCGUCAUUCAAGUGGUUACAUUUGCGCGCCUAUGUCAAAUGAAUAUGCUGAUAGAUUAGACUUGCCUUUAAUAAGAAACAAUGUUAAGUGCAUAUCACAUGCAGAUGAUAGACAUGGUACAGCAUAUACUAUCACUGUAGAUGUUGCAGAAGGUACUACAACUGGGAUAUCUGCUCAUGAUAGAGGUAUAACAUGUAGAGCUUUAGCUGAUCCAAAUUCUAAACCAACUGAUUUCUUAAAACCAGGCCACAUUUGUCCCCUAAGAGCAAAUGAUAAUGGUGUGUUACAAAGAAAAGGUCACACUGAAGCAGCUGUAGACUUAUGUAAAUUGAGCAGUUUACCUCCCGUAGGCGUUAUUGGGGAAUUAAUUAAUGAUGAUGAUCAGGGGGGAAUGAUGCGAUUGAAUGACUGUCUCGAGUUUAGCAAGAAAUAUAAUAUACCAAUUAUAACAAUUGAAGAUUUGGCUCAACAUUUAAGAACUCAUUAA
Molecule: messenger RNA, 639 nt
Organism: Arxiozyma heterogenica
Lineage: Eukaryota; Fungi; Ascomycota; Saccharomycetes; Saccharomycetales; Saccharomycetaceae
Product: 3,4-dihydroxy-2-butanone-4-phosphate synthase
Exons: 1
Coding region: 1-639 (212 amino acids)
Biological process (GO): riboflavin biosynthetic process
Cellular component (GO): cytosol
Molecular function (GO): 3,4-dihydroxy-2-butanone-4-phosphate synthase activity
Source: RefSeq, a predicted model, not a curated record